AUGGCACCCGAUCCGCAUUCCAACGCGUUUCUUACCAUCGAAGACGCGCAUAAUAUUUUCACCAUGGUCUGCUGCUUCUUUGGCAUUGGGACGCUGUCCAUGCCGUCCAACUUUGCUCGCGCAGGUCCGAUCUACGCGACGCUUGCAAUGGUGCUCAUGGCUUUCGCCAAUAUCUACGCAACGAUCGCGCUUUCGAAAGUGAUGCUGGCUGCCCCGGCAUCAGUCAAAACGUUUACGGACGUGGGGGACUGGGUCUUUGGCAAAACGGGACGCUACGCAGUGAUCGUGUCCCAGCUGCUCGUGUGUCUGCUGCUGCCCUGUGCGUUUCUCGUACUCGGGAGCACGUUGCUCGACGUGCUAUUUCCAGACUCGUUCAGUCAAACGUUCUGGAUCGUCUUCAUGGCUUUCACAGUGAUUCCGCCAUGCUUGAUCCCCACCCUGAACGAAGCUGCUGCCAUGGCACUGCUGGGGUGCCUUGGUACGCUCGUUGCCGACGUCGUUGGGGUGAGUAUUCUCCAGUGGGAGAUGCGGGGACACCCGUCGGCACCCUCUCCAGACAUCACAUUGCACCAGGUACUUACCACCUUUGGCAACCUAUCUCUGGCAUAUGGUGCUUCCGUCGUAGUGCCCGAUCUCCAGCGACAGCAUUCGGAGCCUACCCGCAUGCCUCGUAUUAUCCUCGUCAGUAUGGGCGCAGGCUCAGCUUUCUUCUUUAUCGUGGCUGUCGUGGGGUACAUUGCUGGUGGCUGCCAACUAUCGGGUAACCUCCUCUUCUCGAUCGUGAAUACGUCGGACCCGACAGCUGCAUCCGCAUUGGGGUUUGUUCCCAAUCGUGGCGCUGUCGUCAUGGCGUACCUCUUCAUGCAGACCCACAUUGUUGUUGCCUUUUCGACAAUCAUCCAGCCGCCGUUCUACAUGGCUGAACGCUUUCUCCUGGGGAUGCACAAGACAUCGACUAUGGAUUUUAUCCAGGAGAGCCAGAAGUUGUCGAGUAUUGCUCCCGUGACGCCGGAUCUAGAGGGCAACUACUCGACCUCCGACACUUCAGGCGCACUCGGUACGGAAAAAAAGCGACAGCAGAAGGAAGAGCUCGAGAUGUCCGAGUAUACUGGCAAGGGAACUGUUCUUCGCUACGUGACUCUGCGUCUUUCGAUCAUUGCGGUGCUCGUGGCAGCAUCCAUUGGUCUGCGUGAAAGGUUUCUCGAUCUCGUGGACUUCACGGGCGCUUCAGCUGUAACAGUCUGCUGCCUCGCGCUGCCUAUUGUCUUUUACCUCAAGGUUUUCUGGACCGAGCUGCCCAUGUACGAGCGUGUCGUGGCCUGUCUAUUGAUCCUGGUGUGUAGCAUUGUCGGGUGCUACGUGAUGAUCUAUGCUGGCCAGAACCUCUUUUACCCACACACCGAGGAGCGGGUUACGUUCCCGUACUGCCCCGUAGAAUACCAAGUAGAGCCUUACUUUGUCAGAAGUGCGACAACGUCGAGGUGA
This is a messenger RNA of Peronospora matthiolae, 1485 nucleotides long. Lineage: Eukaryota; Oomycota; Peronosporomycetes; Peronosporales; Peronosporaceae. The record is from the annotation of a GenBank genome assembly.